Molecule: messenger RNA, 1956 nt
Organism: Chlorella variabilis
Lineage: Eukaryota; Viridiplantae; Chlorophyta; Trebouxiophyceae; Chlorellales; Chlorellaceae
Exons: 11
Coding region: 1-1956 (651 amino acids)
Biological process (GO): protein phosphorylation
Molecular function (GO): protein kinase activity; ATP binding
Source: RefSeq, a predicted model, not a curated record
AUGCCUGGGCCCAGGGCCGUGGCCAUCAGAGUGUCUUCAGUCGGGGAGCUGCACGCCGCUCUGCUGAACGGCGACGUCAGUGAAGUAGAGGUGGUGCCCAAUGCGAGACCCGGCGCCUGGAACUUCAGCACCGCCUACUGGCCCUCACAAGUGCUGGAGCGGGUGGUGACGGUGGUGACGGUGUCGGGCAAGGACGGUCGCGGCGCGCAGCCUCCCCACUUGGAUGUGAGCCGCCUGACCGAGCUGGUGGUGGUGCGCGCCCCCGGCAGCCUGGUGCCGGUGCUGCCGCUGCUGUGCUUUGCGGCGGGCGCCGACAACGGGAGCAUCGUGGUGCUGGGGGGCGCCGCCUGCACACACGUCGCGCAGUCGCCCGCCACAGGCUGGCCGCUCAGGUCAGCCUACUGGGCCACCUGGCGCACCGACUGGUCCCAGCUGGACGACCGCACCGUCCGUGUGGAGGACACAGGAGAGAUCAGCAGCGUGCCCCACGGCGUGCACUGGCGCACCCUGGACACCACCCCGCGCUGCGCCAGGGACGAGGCGCCCGGCGGCGGCGGCGCCCGCCCCAGCGACGCGCAGCUCAUGGCUGCUAUGGCAGCCACGCUGCUGGCCUCGCUGGCCGUGCUCUACUACGGCCUCAACCACAACGUGGUGUAUGUGAGUCGCGAGGAGAGCCCCGAGGUGGCGGUGGCUCGCUCCAAGGGCAUCAUCCUGCAGGCGCUGAUCGGGCAAGGCACGUUUGGGCACGUGUACCGCGGCCUGUACCUCGGCCAGACGGUGGCCAUCAAGGUCAUCGAGUUCCCCACGUUUGAGCGCCGCGCCGCGGCCCAGGUGGCGCGCGAGUGCGCGCACGCGCUGGCCUGCUGCCACCCGUCCAUCGUGGAGUGCCUGCACCACUGCACCGUCACCGUGCGCACGCAGCUGGGGCGAGGGCUCGCGCAGGCGGCGCCCGCGGCCAGGGAGCAGGAGCUGGCGUAUGCGGAUGAGGAGCUGAUGCGGGCCCACGCCGCCCAGCAGCAGGCGCAGCAGCAGGCGCAGGGGCAGGCGCCCGCCGCCGGCCAGCCCUCCACCGCCUCGGCGCCGCACCAGCCGGCCACCGCGCCCCUCGCAGGCGCGGCCGCGGCCGCGGCGUUGCCUCGCCGCGGGCCCGCGGCAGCGGGGCCGCCCUCGCCCUCGUCAGCCUCCUUGGGGCCGGAGGGCGCGGUGCGGCACCCCGCGGCCCGCAGCACCGCCAGCACCUGCUCCACCGCCUCCACCUCCUCCUCCACCUCUUCCUCGGCAUCUGUGGAGGGCUUCAUGGCGCUGCUGGUCAUGGAGCACUGCUCGCUGGGCAGCGUGCACCGCGCCAUCGCCGCGGGGCGCUUCUUCCAGGACCGCCGGGGGCGGGUGCCCAACCUGGACUGGGUCUGCCGCACGGCGCGGGAUGUGGCGCAGGGCCUGGCCUACCUGCACGACAGCCUGCACAUUGUGCACCGCGACGUGUCAACCAACAAUGUGCUGCUGGCGCCCGACGCGUCAGACCCGCGCGGCUUCCGCGCCCGCCUCUCCGACUUUGGCCUGAGCACCGUGCUGCGUAACUGCCAGACUCACAAGACGUCGCAGCUCAAGGGCACGGUUGACUUCAUGGCGCCAGAGAUCUUCGUGUCUGGCGAGAUCCGUUUUGCUGUGGAUAUCUACGCACUGGGCAUCAUGGUGUACUGGAUGUGCAAGGGGGAGGGCCCCUUCACGGGCAUGGCCCCCUUCCAGGUGGUGGGGCGCAAGCUGGAGGAGCUGCACACCAGGCGCCUCCUCCUGCUGCCCGCCACCAUGCCCGCCGACCUGCGCCGCCUUGUGUGGGACUGCUGCCACCACGACCCGCGCCAGAGGCCCUCGGCUGCCCAGGUGGCCGACAGGCUGACCCAUAUCAUUCAGAAGCAGGCGGAGGAGCGCACGCGGCAGCAAUCGAUGGCUGUUUGA